This is a messenger RNA of Ochlerotatus camptorhynchus, 1119 nucleotides long. RefSeq names its product pancreatic triacylglycerol lipase-like. The record is from RefSeq and is a predicted model, not a curated record. The coding region runs from base 53 to 1060 and encodes 335 amino acids. Gene Ontology annotation, biological process: lipid catabolic process. The transcript has 2 exons. Lineage: Eukaryota; Metazoa; Arthropoda; Insecta; Diptera; Culicidae. Gene Ontology annotation, molecular function: lipase activity.
UAUAAUGCCAUUGCCCCCCCGAAAGGGACGGGCACUUGAAUUUUAAACGACUAUGAAGACUACAGUGGGUAUUUUGGUGCUGAUGGCACUGGGAGCUUUGGCGAGUCCCAUUGAGCAGCGACUUUCACUGAUUCAGGAUGAUGCAGGAAACAUGCAUCUAGUCAAUCCGGAUCCGUACACCGUGGUCGACGAACAAUACGAGCCAUUUUUCACUCCCGAAACGGACGUCAUAUUCCGGUUGUUCACUCGGUCGAAUCCGGUCCAUGGACAAGUGUUGCAAUGGAACAAUCCGGCUACGGUAACGAAUUCCAAUUUCAAUCCGGCUCAUCCCACCCGUUUCACCAUCCACGGUUGGAAUGGUGGAGAAAACUCCGGACUGCAUAGCAAUAUCCGUCAGAACUACUUCAUCGCAGGUGAGUUCAACGUAAUCAAUGUGGACUGGGGAGCAGGAGCGAACACUAUCAACUACAUCACUGCUAGAAAUCGGGUUGCAUCGGUUGGAGACAUGACUUCAAGGAUGGUAAACACGUUGGUUUCGGCUUCGGGUAUUUCCCGAAACAGUAUCAGUUUGAUUGGACAUAGUUUGGGAGCUCACGCGGCUGGAAAUGCAGGAAAGCUGCAACAAGGCCAAAUUCAUACAAUCGUAGGGUUAGACCCGGCAGGUCCUUUGUUCUCACUGGGUCAACCAGACAUCAUGGAACCGAGUGACGCUCAAUAUGUGGAAGCCGUAUUCUCCAACGCUGGAACGCUGGGAUUCGAUCUGCCACUUGGACAUGCCAACUUCUACCCGAACGGAGGCCGAUCGCAACCUGGAUGUGGAGUCGAUUUGACCGGUAACUGUGCACAUUCGCGAGCUCACGAAUUGUUUGCCGAAUCAGUGUCGACCUCCGUGGGCUUCCGAGCGACUAGGUGUGCGUCGCACAACGAAGUGCUGGCCGGUGGCUGUACCUCCAGUGGACCGGAUGCGCCAAUGGGUGGUGAACCAUCGAAUCAAGGCCGGGGAGUGAAUGGAAUCUUCAGAUUCAAUACUAACGGUGCCUCGCCGUUUGCCAUGGGAUAAGUAAAAAAAAAACAUUUGGGUUAGAUAGGAUUAACGACUGAAUAGGAUUAAUAAACGAU